Messenger RNA from Aplysia californica (California sea hare), 1614 nucleotides. RefSeq lists its product as uncharacterized. The coding region runs from base 1 to 1608 and encodes 535 amino acids. Gene Ontology annotation, molecular function: hexosyltransferase activity. NCBI's taxonomy places the organism in Eukaryota, Metazoa, Mollusca, Gastropoda, Aplysiida, Aplysiidae. The transcript has a single exon. Gene Ontology annotation, cellular component: membrane. The record is from RefSeq and is a predicted model, not a curated record.
AUGAACUGCUUUUUCUGCACAAUGAACAGCAGACUAUUGAAGAGACUCCUCGCUCUGUCCAUCUUAUCUUCCUUGGCUAUAACAGUCUACGUUUCCAUCAGGAAGCACCCGGUAACACCGUAUAACUCUAUGGCCAAGACAUCGCUAGCAAUUUCGUUCGUGUCUCAGAAACCAACGAUGGUGAAACCAGUUGAGCAAACGACUCGAAGGGUAGAUGCUGUCGAGAAAAAGCCUCUAGCAGUAGAUGCUGUGGAGAAAAAGCCUCUAGCGGUAGAUACUGUUGAGAAAAAUGAUGAAGUGGUAGAUAAUGAGAAGAAAAAGCCCCAAGAGGUAGAAAAUGAGAAGGUAGAUAAUGUGGAGAACAAACCUCAAGAGGAAGAUAAUGUGGAGAAAAAGGAUGAAAAGAUGGAUAAUGUGGAGAACAAACCUCAAGAGGUAGAUCAUGUGGAGAAAAGGGAUGAAGAGGUAGAUAAUGAGAAGAAAAAGCUCCAGAAGGUAGAUAAUGAGAAGAAAAAGGAUCAAGAGAAAGAUAAUGUGGAGAAAAAGCCCGAAAAGGUAGACAAUGUGGAGCCUAAGCCUCAAGAGGUACAUAACGUGGAGCCUAAUCCUCAAGUGACCCAAGGCUUAGAUCCUCUGAGAAACAUCACCAAAGCAGGAAAAUACUUCUUUUUCAAAGUGGAGAGUGACGAGGGGAUAAAGAACUUCAGCGACGCCAUCACGUUGUCCCCAAACAUCAAGAACAACUUCAACUACAGCUUUCCUCUCCCAGGAAAAAACGUCUGCGAUGGAGAGCCUCCUUAUCUCUUUCUGCUGAUUCUGUCUACGGUGAAAGAUUUCGAAAUGCGGGCGGCCAUACGAGAAACGUGGCUGAAAGCUGCUGAAGAAAAUAAGUGGCCGAGGUAUAGCAUCACGAAAAAAAUCGUUCACGUUUUCAUGCUUGGCAACAGUUCCAGCUAUCGCAACGAGACCAUAAGGUCCAGACUGUUUCGGGAAUCGCAAGAUUUCAAAGAUAUCAUUCUCGCAGACUUUCAAGAUUCCUACCGUAACCUUUCCCUCAAGGUUCUCGGGGGGCUUUCGUGGACUCUAAAGAACUGUCGACAAGCGCAGUUUGUGGUCAAAGUAGAUCUGGACACGGCGCUCAAUGUCCCUCAGCUCAUAGCUGUCAUAAAUAACGUCACAGAAUCUUUAAAAACGGAGAACUUUGUACUGGGCAGAAUCCACCGAGCCUCGGUCGUGGACAGAUACGGAAAAUGGAAGGUGGAGAAAGAGUCGUACCCGUUGUGGGGCUACCCGACCUACAUGUACGGACACUCGUAUGUGGUGGGGCGGGCUGCUACGUCACGGCUUGUGGCAACGGCCGAGAGACUCACUGUUCUGGCCCCCGAGGACGCCUUUCUCACCGGAGUGGUGGCCAAGAAGGCAAAUGUCACCAGAGUGGCUGCCCCUAGCUUCACCAUUUACAUGAGGAAAAUCUACAACUGCGAGCUGGUGUGGGGCUCCUAUGUGGACAUCACUGAGGUGAAGAGUCCCAGACUGCUGUAUCGUCUGUGGGCGGACAUGCUGAACAAUACCUGUGAUCCACACACCGAUUUUCGCAGUCUUCUUUGACGGAAU